CCGCAGGUCUGCAACGAGAGGAGCCCGACGGCCCAGCUCCGCCUGGCCUCCCUCGAGCUGCCCGCGGAGGCGCCCAAGGGAUUGUCUGACCAGGCGGACGUCCAGGAGCCCCCCGCCGCCGCGAAGGGGAGCAGCUGUUGGUUCCUCUGCGGCGGCGCCCCCUGCGGCCUCGGCCGCGUGGAGGGCACUGGCCCCGCGCAACGCCCGCACGGGCCGGGAGACGAACUUCGGCCGCCGCGCGCGCGGGAGCCGCGGAGUCGCGGCCGGCCGGGGGGAAGCGGCCGCGGGCCAAAGAGCGCGCGAGCAGUGUUGCGAC
Molecule: messenger RNA, 316 nt
Organism: Prorocentrum cordatum
Lineage: Eukaryota; Dinophyceae; Prorocentrales; Prorocentraceae
Source: the annotation of a GenBank genome assembly